UGAAUUAUAUGAAAUUUAUUUCUUUCAAAAAGCACCUCAUCAGCGUGAUAAUGAACACUUGGACAACUUACCAGUUUAAAAGUUUAAUAUCUUCCAUAAAUGAAGAAUUUCAAUCGAAAGAUAUUAAUGAGGCGUCCAUUAUUCAACUGUUAUCCAUGUACAAAAGCAACGAAACAGACUGGGAAAUGUUUGCUAAGUUUGAUGACGGGAACUACACACGUAACCUCGUCGACGAAGGUAACGGGAAAUACAAUCUUAUGAUUUUAGCUUGGAAACCUGGCCAGGGCUCCUGCAUCCACGAUCACGCUAAAUCAAAAUGUUUUGUAAAAAUCCUCGCUGGAACCCUGCAAGAAAUUAGGUACGAUAUUCCAAAGAAAGGCAGAAAUUUCAGCAAGAUUGGCCAGUACACCAGAGAAAGAGAUGACGUCGCAUUUAUCGACGAUUCAAUUGGCGUGCACGAAAUGAAAAAUGAUGGGUCGGACCCCGCUGUUUCUCUUCACUUGUAUAUUCCACCUUUCAGUCUAUGCAAUACAUUCGAUGCCGAGACUGGAGAAGCAAAUCCGUGCGAAAUGAGUUACUGGAGUGUUUUUGGAAAAGUUUUGGCCGGAGAGGAAUCAAAAAUCUCUAAAGAAGCAGCAAGCGAAUUCAUCAAACCAUGCUGUUGAUAGAGACACUGGUAUUCAUGGAAGCCCUAGGAUUGUAAAUUAUUUUUGGAUUGUUUUAUUUUAAUUCUGCUUAUAUUACCUGUAUUGAAC
Molecule: messenger RNA, 755 nt
Organism: Stegodyphus dumicola
Lineage: Eukaryota; Metazoa; Arthropoda; Arachnida; Araneae; Eresidae
Product: cysteine dioxygenase 1-like
Biological process (GO): L-cysteine catabolic process
Molecular function (GO): ferrous iron binding; cysteine dioxygenase activity
Source: RefSeq, a predicted model, not a curated record